UGCGGUGACGUAAUGAACAUGCUCCCAGGAUCCGCUUGACAGUCUGCAGCUAAACAACAUACUUGGAAGUUGAAAAACUUUCCUGAACUAACUCAUUUAAAAGACUAUAGAAAAGUGAUCUUCUCCCAUUUUAAAGCGUAUAUAGCUAGGGGUUCAAAUGUGUAAUUAUUGAUGGAUUCGAGGUAUGAAAUCAAGCGGAUGGCCGGUGGCGGGGGAUCAGCGAAUGCUUCCCCCGCUUUGGGGGCACAGUCUCGCCGCAGGAAGAUGCCGCCGAGGCCCGCUGAUUACAAACUUCAAAUUAUCAUUAUUGGCUCCCGUGGCGUGGGAAAAACCAGUCUAAUGGAAAGAUUUACAGACGACACUUUCUGUGAAGCAUGCAAAUCAACUGUUGGAGUAGAUUUUAAGAUCAAGACGGUGGAGCUGAGAGGGAAGAAGAUCAGGUUGCAAAUCUGGGAUACAGCUGGUCAGGAGAGGUUCAACAGUAUAACCUCCGCCUACUACCGUGGGGCCAAAGGGAUAGUACUGGUCUAUGACAUCACCAAGCAGGAAACCUUCGACGACCUUCCCAAGUGGAUGAAGAUGAUCGACAAGUAUGCUUCAGAGGAGGCAGAGCUGCUGCUAGUGGGGAACAAGCUGGACUGUGAGACAGACCGCAUCGUCACUAAACAGACUGCCGAGAGGUUUGUCUCCAGGAUAUCUGGGUUGCGAUUCUGCGAGGCCAGUGCCAAGGAUAACUUUAACGUGGAGGAGUGCUUUCUGAAACUAGUGGACGACAUUCUAGCAAAGAUGCCUCUGGAGAUUCCCAGUAGGGAGCUUUCCAACAGUAUCCUGUCUCUGCAGCCUGAACCAGACGUUCCUCCUGAGUUCAACCCGCCACGCAUGCGCUGUUGCUGAGACCCCCUACCCCUUCCACCUUCCACCCUGCUGAGACCCCCUACCCCUUCCACCAUCCACCCUGCUGAGACCCCCUACCCCUUCCACCAUCCACCCUGCUGAGACCCC
This is a messenger RNA of Oncorhynchus keta (chum salmon), 1002 nucleotides long. RefSeq names its product ras-related protein Rab-12-like. Gene Ontology annotation, molecular function: GTP binding; GTPase activity. Lineage: Eukaryota; Metazoa; Chordata; Actinopteri; Salmoniformes; Salmonidae. Gene Ontology annotation, biological process: protein localization to plasma membrane; protein secretion; cellular response to insulin stimulus. Gene Ontology annotation, cellular component: trans-Golgi network transport vesicle; synaptic vesicle; endosome. The record is from RefSeq and is a predicted model, not a curated record. The transcript has 6 exons. Bases 172 to 894 code for a protein of 240 amino acids.